Rhodotorula toruloides NP11 is the source of this 855-nucleotide messenger RNA. RefSeq names its product transmembrane protein PFT27. The record is from RefSeq and is a predicted model, not a curated record. Bases 1 to 855 code for a protein of 284 amino acids. NCBI's taxonomy places the organism in Eukaryota, Fungi, Basidiomycota, Microbotryomycetes, Sporidiobolales, Sporidiobolaceae. The transcript has 5 exons. Gene Ontology annotation, molecular function: manganese ion transmembrane transporter activity; calcium ion transmembrane transporter activity. Gene Ontology annotation, biological process: Golgi calcium ion transport; Golgi calcium ion homeostasis; manganese ion transmembrane transport. Gene Ontology annotation, cellular component: Golgi apparatus; fungal-type vacuole membrane.
AUGAUCGACCUGUCGUUCCCUACCUCCACAGAUGGAUUCACGAGGGCUAUCUCCGUCAUCCUGACGAGCGAGAUUGGCGACCGCACCUUCCUCAUCGCCGCCAUUCUUUCGAUGCACCACCCUCGCAUCACCAUCUUCGCCGCCGCCCUUUCCGCGCUGGGUGUCAUGUCCUUCCUGUCGGCCCUUCUCGGCAACAUCCUUCCCAACCUCCUGCCCAAGCGGUAUACGACCGCAGCCGCUGCCAUCCUCUUCUUCGUUUUCGGGGCAAAGAUGCUGCGGGAAGGGCUCGAGAUGGAGGGAGGCGAAGCGGGACGCGAGAAGAUGGAGGAGGAGAUGCGCGAGGUGCAGAAGGAAGUCGAGGAGGCCGAGGAAGAGGUCACGGGACGACCGACGGGAGUUGCGCUGGGCGACAUGGAGGAGGGACGGACAUCGACGCCUGCACCGGACGCAGGCGAGCUGCCGCAGCCCGUCACGGGACGGUCACGGCGGAACAGCGUGUCGAAGACGAAGGAUAGCGCGCUUGCCGGCAUCAAGAACCUCGCGCAGCUCCUCUUUAGCCCUAUCUUCAUCCAGGCUUUCAUCCUCACAUUCCUCGCCGAGUGGGGCGAUCGCAGCCAGAUCACGACGAUUGCGCUCGGCGCAGCACAUAACGUCUGGGUCGUCACGGUCGGUACGACGCUCGGCCACUCGGUCUGCACUGGCGGCGCCGUUCUCGGCGGGCGAUGGAUCUCUCAGCACAUCUCGAUCAAGCAUGUCACUCUCGGCGGAGCUGUGCUCUUCCUCAUCUUCGGCGUCAUGUACUCGUACGAGGCCUACACGUUCACGGAGGAAGUGGUGGUGGGCACGGUACUGUAG